AUGGCAUCCUCACGACCAACAAGUGUCGCUUUUCUCGCGGCGACCAACCGCCCAACCCUCAAAGACAUUCUCGCGAAUUCCGCACCACCACCAUGGACCCUCGGCGCCUUUAUGGCUUACCUGUCCCAGAACCACUGCCUGGAAACGCUCGAGUUCACCAUGGAGGCCGAGCGUUAUCAGACUACGUUCGCUCAAGUGCAACUAGACGAGGGCCAGGACGAUGCCGCACAAUGGUCACAAGACGCACGCGACUACACUUGUGCUAUUUGGCGCAGACUUCUUGGCACCUACAUAACGCCUUUAGGCCCUCGCGAAGUCAACCUUCCUGGCCCCGUCCGAGACCGCCUCCUUGCUCUGGAUAAGAGCCGUUCGCCUCCCCACCCUAGAGAACUCAACGAGGCUGUCACCAUCGUCUAUGAUCUUAUGAACGACUCGGUCUUGCUCUCCUUCGUUGAUUCUGUAAACACGACCGCCCAUGAGCAGGACCAGCCCAUGACUAACGAUGCCGACGACCACCAGCAACAUGAUGCUCGCCAGGGUCGCACUCGUAUGCGUAUGCCGAAGGACUCAUCACGCCCUCGUGGCGAUGAUUCCAGCCGCUCCCCCAAGCCGUCGUUUCUGCCCCAGCUGAAUCUCACUCGCCGUAGCGAAGGCCGGGGCCGCUCGCCUUCGGCCUCUUCCGCGGAUGCAUCCUCAGUGGAGCGUGUUGGACUUAUCGAUGACAAUGGUAGCUCGACCCCUCCGGCUGGCGAACCGCUUACGCCGCCGACAACGCCACCGACGUCGGAUUGGAACUUCAGCACAUCGCCGAACGGCCUGCAGCGUGCCAUUUCCGUCCACAAUGCUGGCUGGAAAAGAAUGAGCGCAAAGCUGGGCCUCGGUAGUCUGAACCGAAUGACACGCUCCAGCCGCCGCCCCAACAAUACUUCGAACGGCAGCAACCACAGCACAGUCGCCUGCGAAGGCUCCUCCUCGGCAUCCGCUGAUGGCGAUGCAUCGAGCGGGAUGGCCGUUGACCAGCAGCAAUCCGGCCAGAACUUAUGA
Molecule: messenger RNA, 1044 nt
Organism: Sporothrix brasiliensis 5110
Lineage: Eukaryota; Fungi; Ascomycota; Sordariomycetes; Ophiostomatales; Ophiostomataceae
Product: regulator of g protein signaling domain containing protein
Exons: 1
Coding region: 1-1044 (347 amino acids)
Source: RefSeq, a predicted model, not a curated record